Drosophila melanogaster (fruit fly) is the source of this 726-nucleotide messenger RNA. RefSeq names its product ribosomal protein S15 (gene RpS15). The record is from RefSeq and is marked reviewed. Gene Ontology annotation, biological process: translation. The transcript is spliced from 3 exons. Gene Ontology annotation, cellular component: ribosome; small ribosomal subunit. Gene Ontology annotation, molecular function: structural constituent of ribosome; RNA binding. Lineage: Eukaryota; Metazoa; Arthropoda; Insecta; Diptera; Drosophilidae. Bases 220 to 663 code for a protein of 147 amino acids.
AUCUCUUUCCGUUUUUGUGCGCAACCAAAAAAGAUGGCCGAUGUAAAUAUCUAUACAAAAAUCCAAUGAAAAACUCGGCAUCCGUGCGGGUAUCGAACAAAAUGCCAUACGAAACACCAUUAGAAGACUUCGUUGCACGGCUGCUGAUGUUAUUCUGGAGUUUCGCAGCGCGAUUUACCGGCUGAAUGUGAAACUAAUGUCGGUGUUUUUUUUCGUUCUAUGCAGCAAGUCGAUGAAAAUCUGAAGAAGAAGCGUACCUUCAAGAAGUUCACCUACCGCGGUGUCGACUUGGACCAGCUUCUGGACAUGCCCAACAACCAGCUGGUGGAGCUGAUGCACAGCCGUGCCCGCAGGCGUUUCUCCCGCGGACUGAAGCGCAAGCCAAUGGCUCUGAUCAAGAAGCUGCGCAAGGCCAAGAAGGAGGCACCGCCAAAUGAGAAGCCCGAGAUUGUCAAGACCCACCUGAGGAACAUGAUCAUCGUACCCGAGAUGACCGGCUCCAUCAUUGGCGUCUACAACGGCAAGGACUUCGGACAGGUGGAGGUCAAGCCCGAGAUGAUCGGUCACUACCUGGGCGAGUUCGCCCUGACCUACAAGCCCGUCAAGCACGGUCGUCCUGGUAUCGGUGCCACCCACAGCUCCCGUUUCAUUCCUCUGAAGUGAGCGCUGCUCGUCUUUUGGGCUGUUGAGAUGAAUGAUGCGUGAAUAAAUGAAACGUACUUUUAU